AUGGAGGCGAACAAGAACGGCCAAAAUCAUCGGAACAUCGCUACUGACUAUCAGAGUGCCUGUGAAAAAGAAAAAAUUCUGAAUAAAACUUCGCAUCCGGCUUCCGUGAUGGUUUUUGCCGGAAUUACCGCUGACGGCAAAACUCCGCUGAUUUUUGUGGAUUCUGGAGUCGAAGUGAACCAAGUAUACUACUGGGAGUAGAUUUUAAAGUUGAGGGUGUUGCCCUGCGCCAAUUCUCACUACGGAAACCGACCAUGGACCUUCCAGCAAGACGGCGCCCCCGCUCAUCGUGCCAAAGGGACUCAAGAGUGGUGUCGCGCCAAUUUUCCGAGUUCAUCUCGGCUGCUGAUUGGCCUGCUUCCUCGCCCGAUCUCAACCCGAUGGACUAUGCCGUGUGGAUAUAUCUGACCGAGAAGGUCUCUUCUAAGAACUACCCAAGUAUCAAAGCCCUGAAGACCGCGCUCAUCAAGAAAUGGGACGAAAUCGACGACGACUACCUUCGUGCCGUGAUCGAUGCGUAUCCGAAGAGACUGAAGGCCGUUAUCAAUGCUAAAGGAUGA
Molecule: messenger RNA, 560 nt
Organism: Caenorhabditis auriculariae
Lineage: Eukaryota; Metazoa; Nematoda; Chromadorea; Rhabditida; Rhabditidae
Source: the annotation of a GenBank genome assembly